GUCAUUUUGAAAUUUGAUUGAUGAUCAAUCAAAAUCACAGAUCAAAAUAAAAACAAUUCGCUUCUGAAGAAUUAUUGUAAAAGUGUUUUGAAUAUUUAUUCAUUGAAAACUCCUAGCCCAACAUGUUAUUAAUAUCAAGAUUAAUGCAUAUUACUACCAGGAAGCAACUCUGUAAAGCGCAUACAAGUUCUCUAGUAAUGUUCCAAUAUGCCCAGAAGUCAAAUAUAGGGAUGGAUGACAACCCAAAACCAGGAGAAUCUAAGAGAAUGGCAGAAUUUCGAAAAAAAUUAAGGGAAACUACCCCUAUUGAUGAUCUAGGUGAUCAACCCCUUAAUCACCCUGAAGUUAAGGAUGAUCCCUUGCCAGCCUGGCCCGAUAACACAAACCCUCACACAGGCGAAGUUGGAGGCCCACGUGGACCUGAGCCAACAAGAUAUGGAGAUUGGGAAAGAAAAGGGAGAGUGACAGAUUUUUAAACUACAUAUUAUAAUAGAGGUUUUAUUGACACACAUCUCAAAUUCUAGUCUUGCUUAUAAUAUUAUUAGUUCAAUGUGCAUUCUAGUUAACAAAAAGUUAAUGUCAUCUCUGUUUUCUUAGGAGGUUGUGGUUUUAAAAUGUUCUGUGUAUGAGGCCCUAACAUUCCAGGCAAAUCAGACAGGUAAAUUACUGUGUAAGUUUUGGACUCAUUCUUAGUGACUUUUUAAAUUGACAUAAUUUAUUUAUUUAAACUUUUAAAACCUAUAAACAGUAUUCCUGCAGCUACAAUCAGCAGAUUAUGCGUAAAGAGUUGCUAGGCUACUAAGAACUAUUGUAGAAAUAAGUGUUGAAUAAACAUGAUGCGUUUA
Ostrinia furnacalis (Asian corn borer) is the source of this 845-nucleotide messenger RNA. Its product is annotated as succinate dehydrogenase assembly factor 4, mitochondrial. The record is from RefSeq and is a predicted model, not a curated record. Gene Ontology annotation, biological process: mitochondrial respiratory chain complex II assembly. The transcript has 3 exons. Gene Ontology annotation, cellular component: mitochondrion. NCBI's taxonomy places the organism in Eukaryota, Metazoa, Arthropoda, Insecta, Lepidoptera, Crambidae. The coding region runs from base 123 to 476 and encodes 117 amino acids.